AUGGAUUUAGACUUAAAGUUACAUGAAAAUUAUUUUUUAAACAUAAUAAAAGAAAAGCUAGGAAAUAAAUAUAGUGAAAAUGAUGUAUGUAGUAAAUAUGAAUCCAUAUUUCUUAGUGGUAUUUUUUGGGUUCUUAGCGGACUUUGUAUGGUGAAGAAAAACAGAAUGAAUUUAGACGAAGUACUAGACAAGAAAAUAAUAGACACUUUAUACAAAUUAGUAAUGCAGAGUUUACAAAAAAAAAAAAUUAAAGAAAAAUACAUUUAUAAGUUAAAAAAAGAAAAAUAUUUUUUAUCUAAUGAGGAUAUUAAUAGAAUAGUUGCUACAUCUAAAUGUGACCCUAGCUAUUUUAAUAAAAAUGUUUCUGCAAUGGGAAAUAGUAGUGGUGGUAAAAUCGAGUCAGAAAAUGAGAGAAUUUCUUCCAACUUUUUUAUUGAAAAAAGUGUUCAUCAAAUCGAAAAUAUUAAUUCUCGAAAUGAAAGCAAAACAGAUAAUUGCAAUGUUGUAAUGAGUGCGGUAACUGAAAAGAUGAGUAACCAAAAAAUCUCAUCUGUCGAAAGCAUGAAUAGUAAACAGACGGAUAGUACACAAUAUGUAAAUAAAAUGGAAGGCAAAGAACUUAAAAUAAUUAUGAAUAUGACAUCUUUAGGUAAAAGAAAAAAAAAGAAAUUCCAUUUGACAGGAUUUAGCCCCUGUGGCAAAAUAUGUUUAUAUGAAGCAAAUGUAAUAUCAACAUUAAGUGCUAUUCAAAUUUUAUUCUUAUUAAAUAAAAUAAGUGAAGAUGAUAUAAGCACGAAUAUACUAUUAGAAAUAUAUAAUUUUUUAUAUUUUAUUCUUGAUGAAGAGAAAGGAUUUUAUCAUUUUUCUUUAAACAGUACACGAUUUCAUUAUGAUGGCGAUAUGCGUUUUAUGUUUUGCUCUCUCUCAGUCUUAUAUUUUAUAAAUCUUUUAUUAAAGAAAAGAAAUAUAUAUAUGAACUUAUAUAACAAUAACGAGAAAUGUGCGCAGUGGAUAUUAACAUGUUUUAAUCUAGAUGGAGGAUUUUCUAAUUUCCCAGGUUCAGAAUCACAUGCAGGUACUACAUUUUGUGCCAUCAAUUCCUUAAACAUGCUAAGAGCUAACAGUAAUGGGAACUACAUAUUGGAUAAUGUCAUAGUACGGGAAAAAUUAAUUAGAUGGCUUUGUGAUAGGUGUGACAACUUGGGCAUUAAUGGGCGAGUAGGAAAAGAGCACGAUGUAUGUUACGCUUGGUGGGUUUUGGGAAGUUUAGUUUCAUUGAAAACAAAUUUAAGUGAAUUAUUCAAUGUGAAUAUAUUAAUAAAUUUUAUUUUGAAGUGCCAAGAUCAACAGAAAGGUGGUUUUUCCAGAACUGAAAAUAAGGAUAAUUAUUUUAAAAAAAAACACUUCUUUAAUAUUUAUGAAAAAGAAAUGUUAUCUCACCAAGAAGUGGAUCUGUUUCACACAUUUUUUGCCUUGUGUGCUUUGUCUCUUAUAUAUCAAAAUAUUUGUUAUUAUAAAAAGAAGCAAAGAAAAAAAUAUAAAUUCUUUGAUGAUGUUGUAAUCCCGAUGCAUUUAGAAUCUAUUCUGAAUGAUAUGGCAAAAAUACACCAGUUUCUAGCAAUGCCUAUUCAUAUGACAUACUAG
Molecule: messenger RNA, 1644 nt
Organism: Plasmodium gonderi
Lineage: Eukaryota; Apicomplexa; Aconoidasida; Haemosporida; Plasmodiidae
Product: geranylgeranyl transferase type2 beta subunit
Exons: 2
Coding region: 1-1644 (547 amino acids)
Biological process (GO): protein geranylgeranylation
Cellular component (GO): Rab-protein geranylgeranyltransferase complex
Molecular function (GO): Rab geranylgeranyltransferase activity
Source: RefSeq, a predicted model, not a curated record